AUGUCGCAGGACAAGGCACCCGACCUCGUCCGGGCAAAAUCCACCCGCCGCAGCCCCGUCAUCCCCGUAUCCCUCACCGAAGCCUCCCUCGACUCGCCGACGUUUCGCACCUCCGCCGUCCAUUUCGCCGACCAAGUCGACGGCAUCGAGCGCUGGCUGGAAGGCUACCUCAAGACCACCUCGAAGCUCGCGCAAGACGUCAUCGCCCUCGACGAGUCCAUCAGCACCUACCUCCGCCAGCUCAUACCCACGCAAGCCGUCGCGGACAGCGUGAUCGACCACGAAUACACCCAGCUGGUCCUCAAGCGAGUCGGCGAUGGCGCCCGCGAUUACUGGACGCAGUUUCAGGGCUUCGCCCGCCGCAUGGACGUCGUGGCGGCGGACCCCAUCAGGACGUUUUUGCAGAGCGACCUCAAGGCGUUCAAGGAGGCGCGGCGGCUGCUGGAUAACGCGCAGCGGGCCUUUGACACGACGCUCGCGCGGUACCUGUCCAUGUCCAAGACCAAGGAGCCCUCCGCCCUGAGGGAGGACGCCUUUGCUGUUUUUGAAACGAGAAAGGUUUAUCUCAAGUCCUCGCUUGACUACUGCCAACUUGCCCCGAAGCUGAGGUAUACCCUGGACAAGUUGCUCGUGCGAAUCUCAUCCGACCUGUGGAGCUCGCUGAAGCAGUACCGCUGCGUUGCUACCAAUUCGCCUAAAUGGAACACGGAAAUCGACCGCGUCAAGGGUUGGUGCAAGGAUAUGGAGUCCUCGGAAAACGUUUUCAAGAGGGAAGUUCAUCUGGCGAGGAGGGAAAUUGGUGAGGCUACCCUUCUGACCUCCAAGCCAUCGCGGGACAUUGAGGACUACAGUUCCUCGACGGUAGCCUUCCUCAGCUCCCGUGGGCCCUCGUCUGCCAACGCGCCCAAGGAAGGCGAGCCCGUCAUCUCGGAGCGCCAGGGAUGGCUGUUCCUCAAGAUCGUGGCCGGGAAGCCGGUAAGAACGGCGUGGACCCGCCGCUGGUUCUACUGCCGUGACGGUAUCUUUGGCUGGCUUGUCCAGGCCCCGCAUGGCGUCCUCCAGGGCGAUGAGAUUGGCGUUCUUCUUUGCAACGCGAAGCCCGUGGUAGGCGAGGACCGGCGUUUCUGCUUCCAGGUCAAGACGAAGAGCCAGACCAUGAUCCUCCAAGCCGAGACGCAGGCUGAGCUCUCGGACUGGCUCGAGGUGUUCGAGGUAGCCAAGAAGCGCGCCUUUGAAGCCAGCGUGGAUAAGGGGGUGCCUCGGCCACCGGUGGUACGAAUCCGGCCUUCUCUAUCACGCCCCCGACCGUCCCCGAGUUCUCGGCCAACGUCCUCGACGCCAUCCUGGCCGGGGAGGACGGCAGCGGCGGGGUUAGCGCUCUCGCGCCCCCACGGAAAGCCUCACGCUCAAUCAGCGGUCGAGCUUCGACGUCAAUGGGCCGGCACGCCGCUCCAUCUCGAACCUCGGUCGAGAGCUGGCGAGGAGGAUGGUGAGAGUAAUAGGGAGCAUGCUGCCCGCAUCAUCCAGAAGCUUGACCUGCAUAGAAAAACUACAUUUGGCGCCACUCCGGAAAACACCGCGACGUCGUCCGGGGGCGCCGGCGGCAUCGCCAGCCUCAUCUCCGCGAGCCACAGCUUCCUGCCCGGGUCCGGCCUCGCACCCCCGUACCUAGCCCCUCCUCCGAUCCCGACCAACCUCAGCAGGCUCGCCGUUACCGUGACGGCCGAGCGCGGCCUGGCGCCCGACGUCUCGCGCACCAUCUCGGCGUACACGUCAACGAGCGCCGACUAUCACCGGCUCACCGACGUGGACGCGAGGCAAGUGGCUGCACUACGGCGGGGAAGUAGCUUUAGGAGCGAGAGAUCGGGCGGCGAUGCCGCUCCCGCCCCUGGGCCUCAUCACCCCGAUCGCCGUCUCCCCGAGAGGUUUCCUCCCGGGUACCCUCCCGAGCUCAAGUCUCAGCAUGCCCAGUUUAGACUGCUCUUCCCCAACGUUCCCAUGGACGAGAAGUUGGUUCUCAUCUUUAGGGCGACGUGGAUGAGCUCUGGGGAAAAGGGAUUCGAGGGGCCGACCCUUGCUGGCAACGGACGCAUCUACGUGACGCCUGACAACAUGUACUUUUACGGCCACCAGCUUGGCCUCGUUGUGGCAUAUUCCAUAGGGCUCGACUUCAUCGCCGAGGUCACUGCCCACGCCGGCCAAGACUGCGAUUUCAUCGUUUUACGGCUUGGCCAAGACUACAACGACACCGGUCUAACUCGCAUUACUAUCAAGACAUUCCUCGAGGAUGUCCGUCUCUUGCACGCCCGCCUCAACCUCUUGGUCGAUGAUCUACAGGCAGAGGAGCCCAUGGAGGCGGACGAGAUCGUUACGCAGCUCAUCUGCCUCGAGAGGGAAGAGCAGGAGAGGAGGAGCCCAAGUGUUGAUAGCUGGGAGGACGUAGGGUUUGAUGAUCUGUCCGGAAGUCAUCACUCGCCGCGACGCCACUUCCACGUGGAACGACACGGGGCGCGACCGGGCUUCCCGCGCCACCGACUGCGGAGCAAGGUCCACCUCCCUACGGCGCCGGUCGUGUACGAACCCGAAGACAUGCAGAUGAAGGUGGAGGAGCGGCAUUUUGAAGUAGGCGCCAAGGCAUGUUUCCACAUCAUCUUUGGCGACAAGAGUUUCAUCUUUCCCAAACUCUACUUUGACCGAAAUGCCCGAGAUAUUGUCCAAGGGCCGUGGACGCUGGCAGACGAGGGCCGCAUGAAGCGCGAGUUCACGUUCAAGGCCAACUCGGUCGACAUCCUCGGCCGGGCCAAGACGUGCGACGUGACGGACGUGCAGACGAUUGAUGUGCACCGCGACCACGUCACGUACGAGGUGACGCACGUCAAGACGGCGUGGCACCUCCCGCACUCGCAAUACUUCAAGAUCGUCACCAAGGUCGUCAUCACGCACGUGGCCAAGUCCAAGUGCAAGCUCGCCAUCUACAUCAAGACGGACUGGAAGAAAUUCCCCAGCUUCUCCAAGAGCAUCGUGGAGCGGCAAGCCCUCAACGAUGCCGAGGCCGACGCCGAAGAGCUCGCCGAGGCCGCGACGGACCAGGUCCGCCGCCUGGGCGCCCGUAGCCGGACCAAGCGCGCGAUUCAGGUGUACGGGCACGUUGGCCAAGAAUCGCAGCCCACGCCAUUCACGCCCGCAACGCACGCUGACUCGGCCAAGAAGCCGGCCGUGCAGCCACGCACGCUGACGGAGAUGGUGUACGAGACGCUGCGGUCGCUGGCGCAGAGCGCCGUCACCUCCCUCCUCAUGUGGGCCUUUGCCGGCCUCCGCGGCCUGGUCAAGGUGCUCACGGCCCACCGCGUCAUCCUGCUCGUCACGGGCCUGAGCCUCCUCGCCAACGUGCUGCUCACCUCUAUGGAGGGGUCCACGUGGUGGAAGGAGAGGACGGCGUCCCGGCUCAUGGGGCGGCUCGGCGUCGGGCCCAACGUCAUGAUGAGUAAGGCGGUCUACCUCGAGGACCUGGAGAAUGUCCAAGGUCCGUCAGGUGCCAACAUCACCUGGGCCGAAGACGGUAGUGCCUGCUUCGCCGCCUUCCGGUCCAUCAACGACGCCACGAGCCUCGACAUCCCCUACCAAGACGUGGGCGUCAACCUCUCCACCGCCUCGUCCCGCUCGACGGCCCAACGCCUCCGCCGCAUGCGCCAGCGGCUAGGCGCCUACCGCCACGACCUCCUCGUGGCCAUGCGCAUCGUCAACAGCGUCGAGCGCGAGAUGCUGCAGUCCGAGUGGGAGAAUUGGCUCGUGGACGAGAACGCGCGCUGCGGGCAGCUCCGGUCGGUGCUCAAGGCUGGCGGGACCGCCGAUGGUGCGGAGGGAGCUGCGGGCGGUGCUGCCGACGGGGAUAAGCGGGAAAGAGCCAAGGCGUGGGUGGAGGGUACUGCGGGAGCUGUUGGGCGGAUAUGGGGCUCCUGA
This is a messenger RNA of Parascedosporium putredinis, 3960 nucleotides long. Lineage: Eukaryota; Fungi; Ascomycota; Sordariomycetes; Microascales; Microascaceae. The record is from the annotation of a GenBank genome assembly.